Molecule: messenger RNA, 1746 nt
Organism: Ictalurus punctatus (channel catfish)
Lineage: Eukaryota; Metazoa; Chordata; Actinopteri; Siluriformes; Ictaluridae
Product: E3 ubiquitin-protein ligase UBR2-like
Exons: 5
Coding region: 660-1013 (117 amino acids)
Biological process (GO): ubiquitin-dependent protein catabolic process via the N-end rule pathway
Cellular component (GO): ubiquitin ligase complex; cytoplasm
Molecular function (GO): ubiquitin protein ligase activity
Source: RefSeq, a predicted model, not a curated record
AGGGGGUAGGUGGAGCAAUUUCAUUUUAGCCCAGAACCUUUAGCUUGCCUUUGCCAGGAGGUUCAGACUUGGCUUUCAACAAGAUAAAGAGCCAAGCAUACUUCCAAAUGAACACACAAAUGCUUCAAGAAACUCAAAAUCAGUGUUUUACAAUGAGCUUAAAAUGUCCUCCAUGGUGCCAUGGACCAGGACCCCUCGGUCUGCAGCAUUACAGGAAGAUUUCAGGUUAGACAUUACGGGAAGAGUCUCGGUGCUGUUAUUGUCUCUGGGGCAGACAUCCGUUAACAUUGUGACCCCUUCCCUGGAGAGAACAGCAUUACAAUUCUGAAAACAGUUUUUGUAAAUAAUAAUUCACUACUUAAAGCAUGUACCCGAGCUCCUGCUGCGCAGUAACUAAAACUGUCUGCAACUCACGUGUUACUUCAUUCUUUAGUUCCUUCUCUUAAGUGCAGAGCCUCUGUCAGAUUGUGUGAUUGAUAAAGAAAAGCACAUAAAUGACAAAAUACCAGUUUGAGUGCCUAGUGGUCUAAUGAGGAAAUGCUCUUUGGAAGCUCAAUAUAUGCACUUAUCCGUUUGCAUUUUGAUUUGGCUGUUAGUGCUGGGGAUGUCCUUAAGGUGGUGUGCUGCUUUUGGCAGAUUUAGUCAUUCUCUUUAGUCACAUGAGCACUAAUGGUUUUUCUAAAUUUUUAUGUAGUUUAUUUUGGAUACAGGCAGAGGAAGCUCAGCGAAAGCUUAAGAGACAGAAUGGAGAGGACCCAGCCCUGCCUCCAUUCUGCCCACUGUUUGCCAGCUUGGGAAACAUUCUGCAGUGUGACGUGCUGCUUGGCAUGCUGGGAGCUGUGCUGCAGUGGGCUAUGGAGCCCAGUGGAGGACACUGGUCUGAGUCCAUGCUGCAGAGGGUGCUGCACUUGAUAGGCAUGGCUCUGCUGGAGGAGCAGCAACAGCUAGAGAACAUUGGGGAUGACGAUGAAGUUACUUUCAACUUCACCCUCAAAAUCUCCCAUGGUGGUUAGCAUUAAAACGAAACGUGAGUGCACAGCUGCUGCACCUCCCUGUGAAGGAACAGGGCACUGUCACAAGGAGGUCAGACUUUGAGCAACUUUCUAUUCCACUGACAUAUUAACCAUUACCCUUUAAAGUGUUGAAGAGCUUAAAUCUACGUGUGUGUGUGUGUGUGUGUGUGUGUGUGUGUGUUGCAGACUGUGUGGGACAAAGACAAAGCAUAGAGAAAAAGGAAAGCUGAACUGUGCUGGAAAAAGACCAUGGCUCAAACAUUAGAGAGCCAGAGUCAUUUUAUCAAUAAGUACAUAGAUCUGCUCACGCAGGAUUCAGAGGAUCUGGACGCCUCAGCCUCUACAUCAGCAGAGCAUAGGUACCUAAGCAUGCUCGUAGUGACACAGUGUUCUUAAUAAGUCAACUUGUAUUGUAUUCUCAAUAUCCAGUCAGUACAUUUAUGUCAGUAAAUGCAUGCAUCAACAGCUCCUUAACUUUGCUGAGCAGUUGUCUGUUCUUUGUCCUAAAAGUUCUUGCAUAUAAUGGUGGUCUUCACAUAACAUAAGUAAAUUCCCAUCCUUAAACUCUUUAUCUUGCAUAUUCAUUUCGAGCAUUUUCUGUUGGGGUAAAUGAGUAGAGAGGAUCCUAGGCCAUUUUUUAGCAAUUUCCUGCCCCAGUUCAUGUGACGGUGCUCUGGUGUGUGUGGGACCUCGUCGUUGGCGUGCCAGAGGAGGAGAGAGGAGGCAGAUGGAG